AUGCCCUCAAGUAAUCAAGCGAAACUAAACCAUUGCGUUUCCCAGAGUGCCCGGCAAAAGUUGAAGCGGCCAAAGGGGACCGUCAGCCCUGCUGUCGUGACUUCGGCGACACCAGUUAUACCACCUCCUCCUUCACUGACCAAAACCGAUCCAGCUCAUUCGGCAGCCGCUCAUGCUCCCGACGUGUUUACUCACACCCACAAGUUCGCUCGCCGUCGUCGUUCCAUUCCACUACUCCUUCCCCAGCCACCUUCCAUUCCCUGCUCUCCUUCCUCUCCAUCACGUUCUCCUAGUGAAACUCCUCCUGUGCUGCGCCGUCUGGAUGAAAACAUCGAUGUCGUCCCGAUCCCUCCUCCGCCGCCGUUGCUCCCGAUGCAUAACCCGUGUUCAUCCACUCUCGAUGUCCCCUAUGUGAUGCACUUUUCCACCUCCUCCUCCGCAGCCUCCUCCAAUUCCGGCAAUUCUCCAUUGCUACAGAGAACUCAUUCGCAAUUUCACGACAGCCAUUCUUUAGUCUUUCAUCCGCAGAUGCGUUCUAAAUCAAUGCAUGCUUCUCUCCAAGACUUGAUAGCUGAAGAAUUCUCGAAGCAAUCCUCCUAUUCUGGAGAGUAUAUUACAAUGUGUCCCUCAAGGGCGCUUCCAGAUCAGCCGAAGCUCGCCACCUCAUCCCUUGUACAUCAACUCACUCUCCCUCCACGCAAACGCAUUUGGAACUUAAACGAUGCCGAGAAACCAGUGUCAUCCCCCAAACAUUCUCGGCAAGAUUCUCCCAAGUUUGCUCAGCUUAGUCCUCCUACUUUAUCGCCCAUAGAGCCGAAAUCCUCUCUGACUAGUCGAAGUUCUUGCAAUGGUCUCUCCACCGCUUUCAGCUGCGAUGCGUCGGACGCUCUCAAUAUGCCGCCGCCACCUCUUGUACCUACCUCCGAGGAGUGGCAUCGCUCGAACCCUCCACUGCUCCAGGACCAACCAACUUUGCCUUCCAUCUCGUUGCUAUCCUUCCAGGUUUCUCUUGAGUUCCACCCCUGA
Messenger RNA from Dicrocoelium dendriticum, 1026 nucleotides. The record is from the annotation of a GenBank genome assembly. Lineage: Eukaryota; Metazoa; Platyhelminthes; Trematoda; Plagiorchiida; Dicrocoeliidae.